UUUUGACGUAUUAAUCACAGCCAAUCUGUUUACAAACCUCGAAAACAAGGCUAAUAUUUUGACAAUGGAAGACCCUCCACCCAUCGCUGUCACAGAACAGAAUCCCUUCUGUCUGGAAAUGAUGAAACGGCUCAACAUACAACGAAAACAAGGCCAAUUAUGCGACAUAACUUUGAUUACGAAAGAUUACCAGGAAUUAAAAGCUCACAGAAAUGUUCUUUCCGCAGCGAGUCCGUUCUUUUGCAAGCUUCUUCAGAGCGACAUGAAGGAAAAUCGGGAAGGGGUCGUUCGGUUUGAGGAGAUUUCGGAAUCUGUAAUGAAAGAUGUCCUGGAAUUCAUCUACACUGGAACUGCGGAAGUAACUCAAGAAAAUGCCGAAGAGUUAGUCGCUGCAACGAAUUAUCUCAUUGUCCCAAAUUUGAAAGCAAUCUCUGGUCGAUAUAUACAACAAAAAAUCUGUGCAACAAACUGCAUCUCAACCUUUUACUUCGUCGAGAAAUACGAUUGCGAAGAGCUUGUAAGCGACAGCAAGAGUUUCAUUCACGAGAACUUCGCGUCUUUGGCAGUCAUGGAUGAAUUCCUAAGUUUGGAAACAAAAGAGGUGGAGAGAUGGAUUUCAAGUGAUGAGAUUGUUGUUGAAACGGAAGCCGAUGUUUUCCAGAUUGUACAAAAGUGGGCUGAACAUGACAAGAGCGAGCGGAAAGCAGGAUUUGAAGAGCUGCUUCGUCACGUUCGACUGGAUUUCGUAUCGCGUGACUAUUUGUUGAAUAUCGUGACAAACGAACUCUUGCGUGACAACGCUGGCUGCCUCAGGUUGGUUUUAGAUACUAUAAGGCAGACCACGUUUUCAAGCGAUGAUGAUCUUUCUCAGUCCCCUAGAAAAAGGCUUGACACACGUGCAAUAGUGGCUUGUGGAGAAGAAUGUGCCUUUUGUUAUGUCCCUGAAAAAGGUGAGUGGAAAGGAUUACCGAACAGGUUGGCAAAAGAGGGAAUCAACAUCCAUUCAACCAACAUGAUACGAUUUCGUGAUCAGUUGUUCAUGUUUCAUGGCUUGGGUCAAAAAAAAACCCCCACAACAGCCAUUGAAAAAUUCCAUGUAGAGUCAUGUUCGUGGCAAGAGUUUCACUCCUCUCCUCAGUACUACAGGACAAACGCUUGUGUCAUUGGAUCUGGUAACUUUUUGUAUCUUUUGGGUGGGAGGCCCCCAUAUGCAUCCCAAUGUGUUGCAAAAGCUGACAGAUUUGACAUUAUGGAAAAGAAAUGGGAAGAAAUUACAGAAAUGCAACAAGCAAGAGGUGGAGCUUUUGGUGUUGCCACUCAAGAAAAGAUUUUUGUUGCUGGAGGAGCAGAUGAAGAAAGCACUGUGUUGAAAACAUGCGAGGUAUACAAUGUUUCCACAAAUGAAUGGCAGUUAAUUGCAGACUUGAAUGUUUGCCGCACAUAUGGUAGCAUGGUUUGUCUUGGUGGAAGGUUGUAUGUGCUGGGUGGCUUUGACCAAACUAAGAAAAAGCCAGAACAUUCAGUUGAAUGUUAUGACUCCACACAAUGCAGGUGGAUUGUGAAGACAACCAUACCAGUGGAAGAGGACUGUAAGAAUAAACAUACAUUUAAAGGCUGUGUGCUAAAAUUCUCCAAAGGAGUAUUGGAUUAUCUUGAUGAUGCAAUUGAAGAAGAUGAAGAAGAUGGUAAACUAUUCUAAAACUGUACUCCAAUGAAAGAAAACAAUCUGAAAAAAAUACACUGAAGAAACAAUUUGUAAUGGCAAUACAGUCCCCUUGAUCAAAGCUAGAUAAAGUUAGGUGGAACAAUGACUAAACUUUUCCAUCAACCCAAGUCAGGAAAGAAACAUGGAAUUUCCUCUGCAAAAAGUUAUGCCAUGCUAGGAGAACAAAAUUUGGCCUGCUUUGUCACGGACUGAG
This is a messenger RNA of Stylophora pistillata, 1919 nucleotides long. Its product is annotated as kelch-like protein 7. Lineage: Eukaryota; Metazoa; Cnidaria; Anthozoa; Scleractinia; Pocilloporidae. The record is from RefSeq and is a predicted model, not a curated record.